Vombatus ursinus (common wombat) is the source of this 4779-nucleotide messenger RNA. RefSeq lists its product as uncharacterized. The record is from RefSeq and is a predicted model, not a curated record. Gene Ontology annotation, molecular function: calcium ion binding. NCBI's taxonomy places the organism in Eukaryota, Metazoa, Chordata, Mammalia, Diprotodontia, Vombatidae. Gene Ontology annotation, cellular component: plasma membrane. Gene Ontology annotation, biological process: homophilic cell-cell adhesion.
AUGAUAGACUGGAAGACAGGCGGCCUGGGAGCCCAGCAUCUGCUGUUCUCGGUUCUGCUUCACACAGCCUGCAAGAUGGGGAGCUGCCAGGUACAUUACUCGGUGACGGAAGAAGCGAAACACGGUACGUUUGUGGGGCGAAUCGCGCAGGACUUGGGUCUGGAAGUCGGGGAGCUGGUGUCGAGGCUGUUCCGGGUGGUGUCCAAAGGUCGCCGGGACUACCUGGAGGUAAAUGUGCAGAAUGGCAUUUUGUUUAUGAAUUCACGGAUCGACCGCGAGGAACUGUGCGGCCACAACCCUGUUUGUAGCAUCCACCUGGAGGUGAUUGUGGAGAAACCGCUGCAGGUUUUCCAUGUGGAGGUGGAGAUCAAGGACAUUAAUGACAACCCUCCUGUGUUUUCCUUAAGACAAAAGAAUCUGUUUGUUUCUGAAUCCAGCCCACUAGACUCUAGGUUCCCACUAGAGGGCGCAUUGGAUGCGGAUAUUGGAGAGAAUGCUUUGCUGACCUAUAGCCUCAGUCCUAAUGAAUAUUUCGCUUUGGAUGUAAAGAAAAAGGAUGAGAAAAUGAAUUCCCUUACGCUUGUUUUGAAGAAAGCUCUAGAUAGAGAGGAAACCACUGAACAUCAUUUGUUACUGACUGCCACUGACGGAGGAAAACCUGAGCUCACUGGUACCAUUCAAUUGCUGAUCACAGUGCUGGAUGUGAAUGACAAUACCCCAGAGUUUGAGAGGACAGUUUAUAAGGUGAGAUUAUUCGAAAAUGUACCGAAUGACAGUUUAGUAACGAAAAUGAAUGCCUCAGAUUUGGAUGAAGGAUUAAACGGGGAAAUUAUUUAUUCGUUCACUAGUGAUGUUUCCUCUAACGUACAGAACAAGUUCCACAUAGACCAAGUCAAUGGUGAGAUCAAGAUAAAGGGAAAUAUAGAUUUCGAAGAAACAAAAUUAUUUGAAUUCCAGGUAGAAGCAACUGAUAAGGGGACUCCUCGCAUGGUUGGCCAUUGUACAGUCCUGGUCGAAAUCAUGGAUAUCAACGAUAAUGCCCCUGAAGUUGCGGUGACAUCACUAUCACUUCCUGUCAGAGAAGAUGCACCCUCUGGUACAGUCAUUGCCUUAAUCAGCGUGUCUGACCGUGACUCCAGUGCUAACGGGCAGGUGACUUGCUCGCUGUCGCCUCCUGGGCCGUUCACGCUGGUGUCCACUUUCAGGAAUUACUACUCGCUGGUCCUGGAGGGUCAGGUGGACCGCGAGACUGUGCCUGCCUAUGAACUGGUGGUGACAGCCAGGGAUGGCGGGACGCCGGUUCUGUGGGCCACGGCCAGCGUGUCAGUGGACAUCGGAGACGUGAAUGACAACUCACCUGCCUUCCAGCAGCCUGUGUAUACUGUGUUUGUGAAGGAGAACAACCCUCCCGGCUGUCACAUCUUCACUGUGUCGGCCUCCGACCCGGAUGCGCAGGAGAACGCUCUGGUGUCUUACUCUGUAGUAGAACGCCAGGUAGGCGAGCGUCCACUGUCGAGCUACGUGUCUGUGCACUCAGAGAGCGGCAAACUGUACGCUUUACAGCCCCUGGACCACGAGGAGCUGGAGCUGUUGCAGUUCCAAGUGAGAGCCCGCGACGCAGGCUUCCCUCCUCUGAGCAGCAACGUGAACCUGCAGGUGUUCAUACUGGACGAGAACGACAAUCCACCUGUAGUGCUGCCACCUCACGCUGGCGUUAGCCCAGUGACUGAACUAGUGUCGCAGUCGGUGACUGCAGGCCAUGUGGUGGCGAAGAUUCGGGCUGUGGAUGCAGAUUCUGGUUACAACGCGUGGCUGUCCUACGAGCUCCUGUCGGAGGUGGGCGUUGGGCGCAGCCCUUUUCAAGUAGGUCUGUACACUGGCGAGAUAAGCACGACUAGGGCCUUGGAGGAAUUUGAUGGGCCGAAACAGAUGCUGCUGGUGUUGGUGAAGGAUCACGGGGAUCCUGUGCUGUCUGCCACAGCUACUCUGAUGGUAUCCCUGGUGGCAAGCGGACAAACCCUGAAGACGUUUAGUGCAGGCCAUGCAAAAAUGAAAGAGGGGAUUAGGAAAGAGGCACAGCUGGUGGAUUUUAACGUGUAUCUGAUCAUAGCUAUCUGCUCGGUUUCCAGUUUGUUGGUGCUGAGUUUGCUGUUCUAUAUGGCAAUGCGGUGCUCUGCGCCUCUGGAGAGCCUCUACUGUCCAAGAAAGCCAACAGUAGUGUGUUCGAGUGACGUGGGGAGCUUAUCUUAUUCUCAGCAGCUGCAGCCGAAGAUUUGCUCUGGAGAGGGAGCCACUAAGAGGGACCUAAUGGCCUACAGCCCCAACUUCCCCUCUUGUUUGGGGGACAGAGGUCAGCAGCAGGAGAUGGUUUCAGAAACUGGGAAGAGGACUUGUGAUGUUUUUUUCUGGACAGGCAGCCUGGGAAGCCGGCAUCUAUUGCUUUCAUUUACACUUAAUACAGCCUGCGGGGUGGGGAGCGGCCAGGUCCAUUAUUUGGUACCGGAGGAAGCGAAACAUGGUAUGUUUGUGGGGCGAAUUGCGCAGGACUUGGGUCUGGAGGUCGGGGAGCUGGUGUCGAGGCUGUUCCAGGUGGUGUCCAAGGGCAGCAGGGACUACUUGCAGGUAAAUGUGCAGAACAGCAUUUUGUUUGUGAAUUCAAGGAUCAAUCGGGAGGAGCUGUGCGGCCAAAAUCCAGUUUGUAGCAUCCACCUGGAGGUGAUCACGAACAAACUACUGCAGGUUUUCCAUAUGGAGGUGGAGAUCAAGGACAUUAAUGACAACUCACUCUUGUUCCCAGUGAAGGAACAAAAGCUGUUUAUUCCCGAAUCCAGGUUGCCAGACUCUAAAUUUCCGCUAGAGGGUGCGUCUGACCCUGCUGUUGGGAGUAACACCUUGCUUACGUACUCACUCAGCAUCAAUGAUUACUUCAUUCUAGAUGUAAAAUCAAAGAACGAUCAAGACAAAUUGGUUGAGCUAGUGAUGAAAAAACAAAACAAAAAAACACUAGACAGAGAGGAAGUUCCUGAGCAUCACUUAAUACUGACAGCCACAGGUGGGGGCAAACCUGAACUCACGUGCACAGUGCAGCUGCUCAUCACGGUCCUGGAUGUGAAUGAUAAUGCCCCCACUUUUGAACGAUCCGAAUACGAAGUGAAGAUAUUAGAAAAAGCAGCCAGUGGGACCUUAGUGAUCAAAUCGAAUGCCUCUGAUGCGGAUGAGGGCAUCAGUCAGGAGAUAUUAUACUCUUUCAAUAGUCUUGCUACACCGCUAUUAAAGACACGUCUUAUAAAUCCAGAUACAGGAGAAAUUACAUUUCAAAGAAAGUUGGACUUCGAAUAUGUAAAUUCAUAUACACUUAGAGUUGACGCAACAAAUAAAGGGAACCUGCCCAUGGUUGGACACCGAGUGGACGUCCAGGAUACCAAUGAUAAUGUCCUGAAGUUGGCGGUGUCAUCACUGUCAAUUCCUGUCAGAGAGGAUGCUCUACCAGGCACAGUUAUCGUCCUUAUCAGUCUGUUGGACCGUGACUGUGGAGCCAACGGACAGGUUACUUGCUCGAUGUCACCCUCCUCGCCUUUCACGUUGGUGUCCACUUUCAGGAAGUACUACUCGCUGGUGCUGGAGAGCUCCGUGGACCGUGAGAGCAUGCCGGCCUAUGAACUGGUGGUGACAGCGAAGGAUGGCGGGUCUCCAGCGCUUUGGAUCACUGCCAGCCUGACUGUGGGUAUCGCUGACGUUAACGAUAACGUGCCUGCCUUCGAGCAGCCUUUGUACACCUUGUUCGUGAAAGAGAACAAUGCACCAGGCCGUCACAUCUUUACAGUGUCUACAUUGGACCCUGAUGCUCAGGAGAAUGCAUUAGUGUCUUGCUCCCUGGUGGAGCGGUGGGUUGGGUAACGUCCUCUAUCGAGCUACUUGUCUGUGCACUCGGAGAGCGGCAAAGAGUACGACUUGCAGCCGUUGGACCACGAAGAGCUGGAGCUGCUGCAGUUCCAGGUGAGCGCCCGGGACGCAGGCUUCCCUCCUCUGAGCAGCAACGUGAGCCUGCAAGUGUUUGUGCUGGACAAGAACGACAACGCGCUGGUUGUGCUGCCGCCUCACGCUGGCUUUAGCCCAGUGACCUAAGUGGUAUCACAGUCCGUAGCUGCGGGCCACGUAGUGGUGAAGAUCCCGGCAGUUGACGUGGAUUCUGGUUACAAUGCGUGGCUGUCUUAUGAGCUGCUGCCGGAGGUGGGCAGUGGACACAGCCCUUUCCGCGUGCGUCUGUGCACUGGCGAAAUCAGUACUGCUCGGGUCCUGGAUGAGUCGGAUGAACCGAGGCAGACACUCCUUGUGUUGGUGAAAGAUCAUGAAGAGCCCUCAUUGAAGGCUACUGCAACAGUGACUGUGUCACUUGUAGAGAUCGGGAAGAAGUUUAAAAGUUCUGUGGUCCAGGGACCUAACAAAGAGCAGAAGGCCUUGGUGGAUGUGAAUGUCUAUCUGAUCAUUGCCAUCUGCUCAGUGGUGUGGAAUCUGUUGCUAUAUGUGGCACUUCAGUGCUCCUCACCUCCGCAGGGCUUUCAUGGGCCUGGGAAGUACACUCCAGUGUAUUCAAACACUGUAGGGAACUGGUCUUAUUCCCAUCAGCAAAGACAGAAGAUUUGCUCAGGGAAGGGCGCUGUCAAGAACCAUCUUACGGCUUUCAGCCCGAAUCUUCCACCAUGUCCAGAUUCUCAGGAUGGAAAACAGGCAGAGCACAUGCAGAACUUGGGGAAAGUGAGUGUGACCUUUUACCUUUGA